UUGUGAGGACGUGGUAUACCGAAGGCAAAGACGUUUCACCGACGGUAACAGAAUAUCCAAUAAAAUGCCACGAUCUAAAGCUGAUAAGUAUUCAAUUUUGCUUCCAACCUACAACGAGAAGGAAAAUCUGCCUCUGAUCACAUGGCUUAUUAUGAAAUCGUUUGAAAAAAGUGGUCAUGAUUUUGAGAUAAUUGUUAUUGAUGAUGGAAGCCCUGAUGGAACACUGGAGGUUGCCAAGCAACUGCAAGAUAUCUAUGGAAGUGACAAAAUUGUGUUGCGACCAAGAGCAAAGAAACUUGGACUGGGUACUGCAUACAUCCAUGGUAUCAAACAUGCCACAGGAAAUUACAUCAUCAUUAUGGAUGCUGAUCUCUCUCAUCAUCCAAAAUUUAUUCCAGAAUUCAUCAGAUUACAGAAGGAAGAAGGAUGUGAUGUAGUAUCUGGUACCAGAUAUCAAGGUAGUGGUGGGGUCUAUGGAUGGGACUUGAAGAGAAAAAUUAUCAGUCGUGGUGCUAAUUUCUUAGCUCAAGUCCUGCUACGGCCUGGAGCAUCCGACCUUACAGGUAGCUUUCGUCUUUACAAGAAAGAAGUCCUUCAGCGAUUGAUUGAUUCCUGCGUCUCAAAGGGUUACGUAUUCCAGAUGGAGAUGAUUGUCAGAGCAAGGCAGUUUGGAUAUAAAGUAGGAGAGGUUCCUAUCACAUUUGUAGAUAGAUUCUAUGGAGAGAGUAAACUAGGUGGAUCAGAGAUAAUCAGCUAUGCCAAAGGACUUCUUUAUCUAUUUGCAUCAACGUGAGAAACGUACUUGCCUAGAAAAUAUUCAUCAAUAUAUUUUUUGUUAAUUUAUAGUAAUUUUACAUUGCUUGGUUGCUGGAAAACUGUUCAAAGUGUCUAAUUUUUUUAACAUAUAUUCUAUUAGAUGUCUUAAAGAAAUCAACUCUUCCUAAAGUGCAAGUAUUUCUGUAUGAAGGUAUGUGAGAAGGAUCCCAAAUGUAAAUUUGGCCAUUCUGUUGCAAACCUUGUUUCUCAUAUUUUUGGAAUAAAUGCUAUCUUGUUAUAAUUGCUAGAGAAACUGUGAAGUGAUUCCUAUCCAACGCCCAGAUUGCUCCUGAGCACACACUAAAGCCAAUAUGCUACUUCAGAGGGAUAACCAUCCAAUAGGAUACAGUCAUGUGGCAGCCAUACCCAGGGGCGGAUCCAGGAUUUUGAAAGGCAGGGGGGUACAUUUUCCAGAGAAAAAAAUUGACAAGCAAAAAGAAAAAAAAAAGAAAAAAGGUCUUCACUUAAAAAAAGGGGGGCACACAUGUGUUUUAGCAGCAUUUUUACAUCACAAAUUUUAAUUAUGCCUCUCGUAAAAAGGGAGGGGUCAUGGGCUGGCUGUGCCCCCCCUCCCCCUGGAUCCGCCAGUGGUUAUACCUACCCAAACAUUUUAUUAUAAGAAAUUAUAAUUUUGUCAAAGUUCUAUCGAAAAGGCAAUAUAUCAUUCUUAUGAAUUGUCUUAAUAUAGAAUUUGUGACUACUGUGCUGCGAUGGUGCUGAAUUAGGAGUAACUGCUGCUAUUUGAUGUUAAAUGAUAAUUUGAAUUUUAUGUGGACAGAUUUUGAUCAUCUAAUUCUAAACUAUCAUGAAAAUCUUCGAGAAAGAAUUAAGAACUUAGGGGCAGCAAGGGAUUUUUUUUUUUUUGGGGGGAGAAUAAAGUGGUAUGAAAAAUAGAAUUUACACAUGCUCGUAGCAUAAUAAUUGGAUACUGUUAUUCUUUAUUAUUUGAUGAGGAUAGAUAUUAUUCAUGGAGUAUAUUAAAUCUUUCAUAUAUAUUCAUAUAUAUCGACCAUACUCCUGCCUAAUAUGUGGAAACAGGAACAGCUUUAGUUUUAACUUUUGUGCUUAAAAUUUUAAGAGUUCUCUCAA
Molecule: messenger RNA, 1905 nt
Organism: Lytechinus variegatus (green sea urchin)
Lineage: Eukaryota; Metazoa; Echinodermata; Echinoidea; Temnopleuroida; Toxopneustidae
Gene: dpm1
Product: dolichol-phosphate mannosyltransferase subunit 1-like
Exons: 8
Coding region: 65-793 (242 amino acids)
Biological process (GO): GPI anchor biosynthetic process; protein O-linked glycosylation via mannose
Cellular component (GO): endoplasmic reticulum membrane
Molecular function (GO): dolichyl-phosphate beta-D-mannosyltransferase activity
Source: RefSeq, a predicted model, not a curated record